Messenger RNA from Panthera uncia (snow leopard), 1868 nucleotides. It is a transcript of the gene APOA5, whose product is annotated as apolipoprotein A5. The transcript has 3 exons. Gene Ontology annotation, cellular component: extracellular region; blood microparticle; chylomicron. Bases 1 to 1104 code for a protein of 367 amino acids. Gene Ontology annotation, biological process: phospholipid efflux; lipoprotein metabolic process; cholesterol biosynthetic process. The record is from RefSeq and is a predicted model, not a curated record. Gene Ontology annotation, molecular function: cholesterol binding; phospholipid binding; phosphatidylcholine-sterol O-acyltransferase activator activity. NCBI's taxonomy places the organism in Eukaryota, Metazoa, Chordata, Mammalia, Carnivora, Felidae.
AUGACUGCACUUCUGACCUGGGCUUUGGCUCUGCUCCCAGCGCUUGCAAGUGCCCAGACACAGAAAGGCUUCUGGGACUACUUCAGCCAGAGCAGCGGGGACAAAGGCAAGGCGGAGCAGGUCCAGCGGCAGAAGCUGGCAUGGGAACCCACGAGCCUGAAAGACAGCCUUGAGCAAGACCUCAGCAAUAUAGACAAGUUCCUGGAAAAGCUGGGCCCUCUCAGUGGGCAGGCGAGGGAGCCUCCUGCGCUCCCCCAGGACCCGGCGGACAUGCGGCGGCAGCUGCAGGAGGAGCUGGUGGAGGUGAGGGCGCGCCUGGAGCCCUACAUGGCAGAGGCGCACGAGCAAGUGGGCUGGAACCUGGAGGGCUUGCGGCGGCAGCUGAAGCCCUACACCGCGGAGCUGAUGGAGCAGGUGGCGCUGCGCGUACGGGAGCUGCAGGAACAGUUGCGCGUGGUCGGAGAGGGCGCCAAGGCCCAGCUGCUGGGCGGCGUGGACGAGGCGCGGGGCCUGCUGCGGGAGCUGCAGAACCUCGUGGCGCACCACACGGGCCGCGUCCAGGCGCUCUUCCACCCCUACGCCCAGCGCCUGGUGAGCGGCAUCGGGCGCCACGUGCAGGAGCUGCACCGCAGCGUGGCCCCGCACGCCGUCGCCAGUCCCGCGCGCCUCAGCCGCUGCGUGCAGACGCUCUCGCGCAAACUCACGCUCAAGGCCAAGGCCCUGCACGCGCGCAUCCAGCAGAACCUGGACCAGCUGCGGGAAGAGCUCAGCGCCUUUGCCGGCGCCCGCGCUGAUGGCGCGGUUGAAGGGACCAGCCGGGACCCCCAGGUGCUGUCCCAGGAGGUGCGUCAGCGACUCCAGGCCUUCCGCCACGACACCUUCCUGCAGAUCGCCGACUUCACCCGUGCCAUUGGCCGGGAGACCGAGGAGGUCCAGCUGCAGCUGGCGCCGCCCCCUCCAGGUCACAGUGCCUUCGCCCCGGAGUUUCUCCAAGCGGACAGUGGCAAGGCCCUGAGCAAGCUGCAGGCCCGUCUCGAAGACCUGUGGGAAGACAUCAACUACAGCCUUCACGACCAUGGUCUCGGCCAUCAAGAGGAGCCCUGAUUGUCUACUUGUCCAGGCCCACUUCCAGGCUUCUUGUCAGAGCUCAGGAUCUGAGCCCCCACCAGGUGUGGCUCAGUCCUUGACAGUGGCCUGUUGGGCAGAGGGUGGAGGGCCCUGCACAGCAUAGGCGUGGCCACCAAAGGGACUGUUGUUCCUGGAAUAUUCAGCCUCUUGGCGAUUCCCCCAUCCGGAUGCAUUAUACUCACCAGGCUUUGCAAACCCAGCUUCCCGUGUUCAUUUGGGAAUCCUCAUAAGUUGCUCCAUUCCAGGAUGGUGGGAGUGGGGAGGGAGAGAGGCAUUCUGUGUGCAGGUAAUUUUGUGCAAGCCUGUUGCCAUGGUGCCGGAAGCCUGUGCCUCUUCUUCCUGGGACUUGACUCCGAUCACUUCUGGCCGCCUGGUGGCCGCCGCUACAGUUGGUCUACAGAGAGGAGCUCUUUUCUCGCCAGGGCUGCCAUGACAGCUUCUGUUGGGGAAUGGAAAGGGAAAAGGGAGGAAAAUAUGUAAGAGCAUAUGAAGGUGUGUCUAUACCCCUGCUGGCUCUGAUGCCGGUGGGUACAGGUGCUGGGGGCUGUGAUGAGAGGGAGCAGAGCCUGUAUUUCCUUAUAUAGCUCUACAUGGAAACAGCUGACCAAACCCUCCAGACUCUGUGGGCUUCUUUAACCCACAGGGAAGCCUACUCUGUGUCCUCUCCAUCUGGGGCCCCUCACUUCUGACUCCCAGGCUGAAGCCUAGACUUCUGAUUCAAAUGAAAUAGAGGUGUAUGG